Messenger RNA from Teleopsis dalmanni, 4360 nucleotides. RefSeq names its product CD109 antigen-like. The record is from RefSeq and is a predicted model, not a curated record. Lineage: Eukaryota; Metazoa; Arthropoda; Insecta; Diptera; Diopsidae. Gene Ontology annotation, cellular component: extracellular region. Gene Ontology annotation, molecular function: endopeptidase inhibitor activity. The coding region runs from base 56 to 4150 and encodes 1364 amino acids. The transcript has 11 exons.
UGUCAUCACGGCUGCUUUUCGUUUAAAUUUAGUUUGAUUUUAGCUAGCAAAUAAGAUGGAGGUGUCGUCGAAUGAUGAAAUUAAUGACAUUUUCUCAGUCAUUGCACCUGGUACUAUCCGUCCGAAUUAUCCUUAUCAUGUUGCAAUUUCGACAAAUAAGGCAAAAGAAAGCAGCCAAAUUCAGGUGAGCAUUGAAGGCCCAGACUACAAUGUAUCGAAAACUAUCGAAAUAAAGCCAAUGUCCACUGAAGUCAUGCAAUUUGAUACACCUAACUUGGUAGAUGGACAAUAUAAGUUGACUGCUGUUGCGUUAUCGGGAGGGGAAUUUCAAGCAUCUAAUAAACUGCUUUAUGCGGGGAAUGCGCCACUGCCGUUUGUUCAAACUGAUAAGGCCACUUACAAACCGGGCGAUUUGGUGCAUUUUCGUGUUUUGUUGAUGAACGAGUUAUUGCGUCCGGCGAAAGUUACGACUGGCAUAGAUAUAAAUAUUAAUGACAACAUGGAAAAUCGCAUUAAACAGUUUCCAGGUGUUGCUUUGAAAAACGGUGUGUUUACAGGCAAGUUUUUGCUUUCCGAGCAACCUCCACUUGGUGAGUGGUCAAUAAAUGUGUUACUGGAUGGUGUGUCUCUAACUAGAAAAAGUUUUGCCGUUGACAAAUAUAUAUUACCCAAAUUUAAAGUGACUAUCGAAACUGAAACAGAUGUUUAUGCUGAUGAUACCGCAAUUAGGGCAGCUAUAAUAGCGAGGUACACAUAUGGAAAAUCAGCAAAAGGUGUGGCUAAGGUUUCCCUAUCGGAGAAUUUUUAUAUGUGUUUUGGAUCGCAAGAAGGUCAAGUUAAGUGCGAGAAAACUGUUAAUGUUGACGGAAAAACUUAUGUGGAAUUUGAUAUGAAAAAUGAAUUGGGUGUAACGUCGAAGGAACUACAUUUCUCCUCUUUGGUACUAAAGGUUGAAUUUGAAGAAGAUCUCACAGGCUAUAAAAGUUCUGCAAAAAGUACUAUAGUUUUACAUAGCGAGAAGUACAAAGUGGAGUGCAUAAAUCCACCUCAUGAAUACAGGCCUGAAGUACCACUAACAUUUAAAAUUUCGAUAAAAAAUCUUAACAACACACCUGUUAACGACACAACUAACCAAAUUAAAUUAAUUGCAAAGCCUUCCGCAGAUGCAGGAGAACUUGUUGAGGAGUCAGCAAAUAUCGACAAUGAAGGGUUCGCUACUUUUGAACUGACCCUACCUGACACCGAACACUACUACGACGUUCAGUACGUUUAUCUCAAUCAAUCCUCAUAUAUUACAACAUUAAGUAGAUAUUCCAGUUGUGAUAUUUCAGACAACUUGAGACUCUACAACUUAUCGCAUAACCCUUCAUUACACGAGAAAGUUUGCAUUGAGAUCAGAUCUCCAAAUAUAUUAUCUGACUUUAUAUAUCUUGUCAUAGGACGUGGUAAGAUUUUAAAAGUGGAACAUGUGAAAGUAACUGAAGCUUUACACUCAUAUAAAUUCGGAUUUAUGCCCACAUUUGAAAUGGUGCCACAAAUCGAUGUAUUCGUCUAUUGUGUUCAUGGCAAGCAACUGCUUUUCGAUUCCGUAAAUAUAUCCAUAAAGAGAGAAUCCCAAAAUUUCAUAAAAAUUUCUUCCCGGAGCGAAGUUGAACCAGGUGAUUUGGUUGAUAUCGAAAUAAAUACAAAUCCUGAUUCCUUUGUUGGCUUAUUGGGCGUGGAUCAAAGUGUUUUGUUACUCAAGUCUGGCAACGACAUUAAUUUAGAUAACAUAUAUGAUAGUUUAAGUACUUUUACUACUUGUACACACUGGGAUAAUGGAUUUAAUAAGCCAGGGAGUAGUUGCGGCUUAGUUUUUUUAACAAAUGCCGAACUCCGCGAGGAUGGUCUAAUGCUCGAAUAUUGCCAACUGGAAUGCUCUAAUCGUUCAUUUGUCAUGAAUAGUGAAUCGCCCAGGUUGGGUGGAGCAAAUUAUAAACUGGCUUGUAUGGCUUCAGAUGUAGUUCCGGAAAUUCAAGUUCGCAAAAAUUUUGUCGAGAAUUGGAUUUUUGAGGAUAUUGACAAUGUUGAAGGAGGUAAUGUGGUUCUUAAGAGGACAAUUCCUGACACAAUCACUUCGUGGGUAAUUACUGGAUUUUCUAUUAAUUCAUCGACUGGUUUCGCAAUCACAGAAAUACCAACAAAUAUAAAAACCUUUCGUCCAUUUUUUCUAUCAACAAAUUUACCUUAUUCUAUUAAAAGAGGCGAAGAAAUUUCGAUUCCGGUUCUUAUAUUUAAUUAUCUUGAUAAACCUCUUGAAACUGUUGUAACUUUAGAGAAUAAUGAUGAUGAAUUUGAAUUUACCGAUGAAGGUGAAAAGCCAAACAAACGCAUUAGAAAAAUUACCGCUGAGGCUAAUGAAGGGCAAACUGUUCUUUUUGCUAUACGUCCCAAGCGAAUCGGUAAUAUAACGCUUAAAAUAACUGCUGUAAGUCCCUUAGCUGGCGAUUCUGUACACAAGCUACUAAAAGUGGAGCCUGAAGGCAUUACCAUCUACAGGAAUUACGACUAUUACUUGCAAUUGAAAGAUGUAGGUGACGAUUUUAAGCAAACAACUACGUUAGAUAUACCAAAAGAUAUUGUGCCUGAUUCGGAGUAUAUUGAGGUUUCUGUGAUGGGUAAUCUAUUAGGAUCCACUAUCAAUAAUCUUGAUGCUUUAAUUCAAAUGCCGUAUGGCUGCGGCGAGCAAAAUAUGGUUAAUUUUGUACCGAAUAUCUUGGUACUCUAUUAUUUAGAGGCUGUUAACCAACUAACUACAUCAAUAAAAGAAAAAGCAAUCCGUUUCAUGGAAAUUGGUUAUCAACGCGAACUAACUUACAAGCAUGAUGACGGUUCCUACAGUGCUUUUGGAGAAUCUGACAAUUCGGGUAGCACAUGGCUUACAGCUUACGUUAUGCGUUCAUUUCGACAAGCCACUAAAUUUAUUGACAUCGAUCCAAACAUUUUAAGAGAUGGCAUGAGUUUCUUGGCUCAAACACAAGACGCCGAUGGUGGCUUUGUGGAACGUGGGGUUCUAUUUGAUUUCUCGCAUCACAACAAACUCGGAUUAACUGCUUACGUACUAUUAGCUUUUCUUGAAAAUAUUGAAUAUUUGGAGCAGUACCAAAAUGUUAUUGAUUUGGGGUUCAAUUACCUGAAGAGUAAUGUGAAAAGCUCUGAUGAUUUGUAUGCAGUAUCUGUAGCACUGUAUGCAAUGCAACGACAUGGAGAUGAAGGGGAAGUGCAAUCUUUAUUGACUGUACUAAAUAACAAAGCUAGAGUUGAUUGUGGUUACAAAUGGUGGAGUAAAGAAAACGAAAUUGUGGAUGAUACUAAACAUUAUGCUGCUAAUACCGAUUUGCAGAUUACCGCCUAUGUACUAAUGUCACUUUUGGAUAGAAAUGAAACUGCAUUGUCUACAGCGAAGUGGCUAAUUUCACAGCGUAACAGUAGCGGUGGCUUUACCUCCUCACAAGACACAGUACUCGGUCUAGAAGCAUUGAUUAAGUUUGCACAAAAAACCGAUAGUGGAGAAACAGAUUGCGUUAUAAACUUCAGCGGUGCUGAUGGCAAUGCAAGUGUGGCCAAAUUUGAAGUCAACGAAGAUAAUACAUUGGUGUUACAAUCACACAAAAUUGCAAGUGAUACGCGUAGCGUCACUUUUAACGGAAAAGGAAGCGGUGCUGUUGUGAUACAAAUCUCGUACCGUUACAACAUAUUCAAGAAGGAGGUACAACCUAGCUUUAAGGUUAAUAGCAAACUCAGCAAAAUUGGAAAUGAAGGAAAUAAGCUAACAAUGGAUGUCACUGUUGAGUUCUUGCCUUCGCAGAAAGAUCAUCAAAAUAAUAAGUCAAAUAUGUCUGUUUUGGAGGUUGCUUUGCCAUCAGGUUAUGCUGCUUCGACCGAUGCUUUUGGUAGAAUAGAGGAUAUACCCAAUGUGAAGCGUAUAGAAACUAAAAAUGAGGAGACCACCAUUGUCAUAUAUUUUGAUUACUUGACAGCAGGUGACGUGAAAACUGUACCCAUCGAAGGUGUGAAAUUACACGAUGUUACUGGUCAGAAGCCCUCUCCGAUCGUUGUGUAUGAUUACUAUGACACCAAAAAGCGAGCUACUGUCUUCUACGAAAUUUAGUCAUAUCAUGUCCUUCGAUGUGUUAAAACCAUUUGCGUAGCAAUCAAAGCUUUUAAAAUUUUAUGGAAAAAAAAUUAUAUAAAAUAUGUGAAAUAUCAAAGGAUACAUCAAAGAAAGUUGAAGUUUGUUAUAUAAUAUUUUUAUUAUUAAUUUUGGCUUGUCUGACAUUGCGGCCAAAAGAUCUAUUCUAUCCCUACAUGUUAUAUUAUU